UUUCUUUCUUUUGAAAAUAAUUACUUUAUUCACCCCUGUUAUGCCCAUUGCAGAAAGUGUGAAGUUGGACAGUGAGGAAGAGGCAGAGUUUGAGGCUGAUGCCAAGGAGGAUCAAGUUGCAUGUCCUCAGGGACAGAUGCCAGAUGUGGACAACAAAAAUGCUCAAACAACUGACCCUACAACACCUUCGCAAGCUUUUACAAACAAGUCACCCAAGAAGGGUAAAGGUCGCCAACCAUGCAAGAGGAGGACUUGGAAUGAAGGAGAGGUCCUUGCAGUCGAAAAGCACUUGAUGGCAUUCAUCACCACCUGUAGAGUUCCAGGAAAAGCAGACUGUGAUAAGUGUUUAAAACGGGAACCUGUUGCACUCAGAAACAGAAAUUGGCUGGCUGUUAAGUUUUACGUUAAAAAUCGCAUAACGGCUCUUAAAAACAAAGCUUAAAAACAUUUAAUUUCAUGCUGCUUUUAAGUGCUUUUAGU
This is a messenger RNA of Poecilia reticulata (guppy), 480 nucleotides long. The record is from RefSeq and is a predicted model, not a curated record. NCBI's taxonomy places the organism in Eukaryota, Metazoa, Chordata, Actinopteri, Cyprinodontiformes, Poeciliidae.